Lachancea nothofagi CBS 11611 is the source of this 1053-nucleotide messenger RNA. NCBI's taxonomy places the organism in Eukaryota, Fungi, Ascomycota, Saccharomycetes, Saccharomycetales, Saccharomycetaceae. The record is from the annotation of a GenBank genome assembly.
AUGUUUUCGUUCACAUCGUCCAUACCUAUAAUACAUCCUUCGCACGAAGAAUCGCAUUUGGGGAGAGCUAAUGGAUUGGCAGAGUACGGCGGAAAUGAAGAUGGAAAUGACAAACAUAAGAACGACAGCGCGAGGAAAUACAAUCCCAUAAUACAUUGCGUCCUGGCUGGUGGGAUCGGUGGAGCUAUCGGAGACUCCGUAAUGCAUUCACUGGACACGGUAAAGACAAGACAACAAGGAGCUCCGAACGUGGUGAAAUACAAACACAUGCUUUCGGCGUAUAGAGCCCUCUUUUUGGAAGAAGGGGUCCGGAGAGGUCUUUACAGUGGCUACAGCGCAGCGUUGAUGGGCUCGCUACCUAGCGCGGCCAUUUUUUUUGGUACGUACGAGUUUUUGAAACGCAAAAUGAUCGAUGAUUGGGCUAUCAACGAUACCGUCUCGCACCUCACAGCAGGCCUGGGCGGUGAUCUAGUAUCCAGUUUUGUCUAUGUGCCCAGCGAAGUGCUUAAGACACGGCUUCAGCUGCAGGGCCGAUUCAACAAUCCGCAUUUUCAUUCUGGUUACAAUUACCGAAAUUUAAAGGACGCGGUGGUCACGAUAGGGCGCACUGAGGGCUGGAGAACUCUGUUUUUUGGGUAUAAGGCUACUUUGAGUCGGGAUCUUCCAUUUAGCGCUUUUCAAUUUGCAUUUUACGAAAAGUUUAGACAAUGGGCCUUUAAGUUGGAACAAAAAUCUCAAAACCAAGAUCUCUCUGUAUUGAGCGAACUAUUAACUGGUGCUGCUGCUGGUGGUCUUGCUGGGACCCUCACAACCCCAUUGGAUGUUAUAAAGACUCGCAUACAAACUCAGGUGCCCUCUACGAUAAACGCUGACAGCCAGCAACUAGUUAGGAUUGAAAAUUCUUUGGUGAAGGGUUUGACUGCGGUUUAUAAAUCUGAGGGAAUGUUGGGAUUUUUCAGUGGUGUAGGGCCCAGGUUUAUAUGGACCAGUGUACAGAGCAGUAUAAUGCUCUUGCUAUAUCAGGUGGCUUUAAAGUCGUUCGAUAGAUACUAG